AUGAAUUUCCAUAUGCUCGCCCUGGUGGUGGUGCUCCUGGCGGGUCUGGAGCAGAGCUGGGCUGCCUCCUGUGUGGUGGACAGCUUCACAGUCAAGGAGGACUUUGACCCCAAGAGAUACGCAGGGAAGUGGUACGCUCUGCAGAAGAAGGACCCUGAGGGUCUGUUCCUCCAGGACAACAUCUCAGCGGAGUACACCAUCGGUGACGACGGCUCCAUGGUCGCCUCUUCCAAGGGCCGUGUCACACUGUUCGGAUUCUGGGUUGUGUGCGCUGACAUGGCUGCCCAGUACACUGUGCCUGACUCUGCCAACCCUGGAAAGAUGUUCAUGAACUACCAGGGCCUGGCCAGCUAUCUGUCCAGCGGAGGUGACAACUAUUGGGUGAUUGACACCGACUAUGAAAACUAUGCCAUCACCUAUGCCUGCCGUACCCUGAAGGACGAUGGAAGCUGUGAGGAUGGUUACUCCCUUAUCUUCUCUCGUAACCCCCGUGGCCUGCCCCCAACCAUCCAGAGGAGCAUUCGCGCCAAGCAAGAGGAGAUCUGCAUGGCCGGACAGUUUGAGCCCGUGCUGCAGUCUGGUACGAGCUUGCUAAACGUCUACCCCAAAGGAACUUGUGCUGCCAAAGGAUCCCUACUGGCUUGGACAGAGACACCUACUGACGACUGA
This is a messenger RNA of Salvelinus namaycush (lake trout), 669 nucleotides long. RefSeq names its product purpurin-like. The transcript is spliced from 5 exons. The record is from RefSeq and is a predicted model, not a curated record. Lineage: Eukaryota; Metazoa; Chordata; Actinopteri; Salmoniformes; Salmonidae. The coding region runs from base 1 to 669 and encodes 222 amino acids. Gene Ontology annotation, molecular function: retinol transmembrane transporter activity; retinoid binding.